Engraulis encrasicolus (European anchovy) is the source of this 1254-nucleotide messenger RNA. It is a transcript of the gene st6galnac5a, whose product is annotated as ST6 (alpha-N-acetyl-neuraminyl-2,3-beta-galactosyl-1,3)-N-acetylgalactosaminide alpha-2,6-sialyltransferase 5a. The record is from RefSeq and is a predicted model, not a curated record. NCBI's taxonomy places the organism in Eukaryota, Metazoa, Chordata, Actinopteri, Clupeiformes, Engraulidae. Gene Ontology annotation, biological process: ganglioside biosynthetic process; oligosaccharide metabolic process. Gene Ontology annotation, molecular function: alpha-N-acetylgalactosaminide alpha-2,6-sialyltransferase activity.
ACAGCAGGCAGCAUCAUCUGCUCGGUGCCCCUGGUUUGUGAAUUCUGCGAUAAGAAUGGGUUUAGGCUGUGUUCAUACAAACGCUAAUCUGACAUAGGAGUGUAGAGCACGUUGCCUUGGCUCUCCUGCUGAUGCUGCGAUGUGAUGGGGAUUUUAAGUCAACCUAAUCUGACAUAGUACUAUUUGGAAAGUGGACAUACAUGCGCAAAUCAGUGGAAAUAAUACAGCGCGCCGAAAAAUGAAGACAGCUAUGCGUCAUGGGGUUGCAGUGUUCUUCGGCAUAACCAUGUGCACCAGUUUGUUCUUCGUGUACAACGCCAGCUUCAGCAACAGCAACUCUUCACGAAGCCCGACCGAUGCGUCGAGCCCAAAGACUAAGCUGUCCCCCAGUACACCUGUCAAGGCGCACAAAUCUCCCCCCACAGCUUUGCAAGGAUACAACAGCAUCAUUGACCACAAGCCCCUGAGGAUGCACUGCAACAGCUGUGCCCUGGUCACCAGCUCGGGCCACCUGACGGGUGGGGGCCGUGGCGCGGAGAUCGACCAGGCCGAGUGCGUCAUCCGCAUGAACGACGCGCGCGUGGUGGCCCACUCCAGCAUGCAGCGCGUGCUGCGCGGCCGCCACGACCUGCUCAACGCCAGCCAGGACGCCGCCUUCAUCUUCUGGGGGCCCAGCAACUACAUGCGGCGCGACGGCAAGGGCCUGGUCUACAACAACCUGCGCCUCAUGAACCAGGUGCUGCCCAAGCUCAAGGUCUACAUCAUCUCCUGGCAGAAGAUGCUGCAGUUCGACGACCUGUUCAAGAAGGAGACGGGCAAGGACAGACGGAUUUCCAACUCAUGGCUGAGCACUGGCUGGUUCACCAUGACCAUAGCUCUGGAGCUGUGUGACAGGAUCAAUGUUUACGGCAUGGUCCCUCCAGACUACUGCAGAGGCUCUGAGCGUCCGUCCGUGCCCUAUCACUACUACGAGCCGUUGGGGCCGGACGAGUGUGCCAUGUACAUCUCCCACGAGCGCGGUCGCCGUGGCAGCCACCAUCGCUUCAUCACGGAGAAGCGUGUCUUCGCCAAGUGGGCCCGGACGUUUGACAUCCACUUCUACCAGCCCGACUGGGCCCCGCCGCCCCUGCCCAAAAACCAGACCGACCCCGACGUCGUGGCCCCGACUGCCACCGUUCCGUCUGGCGCCCAGAGGACGUGACCUGCGCAGCACUUUGCCAUCCCUUUUGUGACAGAGUUUUGUUUGGGUCAAGG